AUGACUACACGGUAUCGCGUUGAGUAUGCCCUUAAGACCCACCGCCGAGAUCAGUUCAUAGAAUGGAUCAAGGGCCUGCUGGCCGUGCCCUUUGUGCUGUACUCCCAGCCUCAUGGAUCCUUCGAUCGACAGAACCAGAGCAGUCUAGCUCAGACCCGUGAAGAGGCCCACAGGAGAUACAGCGAGAUUCUUCGCGAUGUUGAAGCCAUGAUCGAUGACCACAUCGCCCACCAAAACGACACCGAGAACCCCUUCCCAUCCAAACUCAAGCUCCUGGUCCCCAGCAUAGGGCCCUUCUUUACACGGCUGCCUCUAGAAGCCGCCUUCAAGUUUCAGGACCGCAAACGGUAUAUCUCGUCCCGCCGCUUCGUCUCUCCGUCCUUCAACGAUGUCCGCCUCAUCCUCAAUUCGGCCCAGAUGAUGGCCGUGACAACAUACGGUACCCUCCAGCUAGCCACCUUUGACGGUGACGUAACCCUCUACGACGACGGACAGAGCCUCGAGCCGACAAGCCCCAUCAUCCCACGGCUGAUCGACCUCCUUCGCAAAAACGUCAAGAUCGGCAUCGUCACCGCCGCAGGCUACACCACCGCAGACAAGUACUACGCCCGCCUACACGGCCUGCUCGACACGUUGGCCAACACGGCCGAGCUGACCCCGUCCCAAAAACAAUCUCUCAUCAUCAUGGGCGGCGAAGCAAACUACCUCUUCGAGUUCUCCCCGUCCUCCCCGCACCUCCUCUCCCCCGUGUCCCGACACAAGUGGCUCACGCCGGAGAUGGCCGCCUGGGACGAGCGCGACAUCACCCAGCUCCUCGACGUCGCCGAGGCGGCGUUGUGCGACUGUAUCAAGACGCUCAACCUGCCCGCGACGCUGAUGCGCAAGGACCGCGCCGUGGGCAUCAUCCCGCAGCCGCCCGAGACGCGCAUUCCGCGCGAGAGCCUCGAGGAAACGGUGCUGGUGGUGCAAAAGAUCCUCGAGCUGAGCGCGGUGGGGCGGCACAAGCGCGUCCCUUUUUGCGCCUUCAACGGCGGGCGGGACGUGUUUGUCGACAUUGGCGAUAAGAGCUGGGGCGUGACGGUGUGCCAGCGGUGGUUUGGCACGUCGGCACCCGGCGGCGCCAUCAAGGGGGACAACACGCUGCACGUCGGCGACCAGUUCCUGAGCGCGGGCGCCAAUGACUUCCGGGCGAGGAGCGUCGGCACGACGGCGUGGAUUGCGAGCCCCGGGGAGACGGUCGAGUUGCUGGAUGAGUUGGCAGAGCUCAUGGAGAAGAAGAUGUCUUGA
Parathielavia appendiculata is the source of this 1287-nucleotide messenger RNA. RefSeq names its product imp-specific 5'-nucleotidase-like protein. Gene Ontology annotation, molecular function: magnesium ion binding. The record is from RefSeq and is a predicted model, not a curated record. Bases 1 to 1287 code for a protein of 428 amino acids. The transcript has 5 exons. NCBI's taxonomy places the organism in Eukaryota, Fungi, Ascomycota, Sordariomycetes, Sordariales, Chaetomiaceae. Gene Ontology annotation, biological process: nucleotide metabolic process; nicotinamide riboside biosynthetic process; nicotinic acid riboside biosynthetic process.